AUGAAUCUAUUUGUUGUUCAUUUAAAACGUCAACCUGAUUGUCCAUUCGUACACUCUAUAGUACCAACUUCAUCAUCAAAUGUACCUGCGCCUUUCUCGUCGCCAACAACUACUACUCAAAAUUCAUCUAUAUCAACUGUAGAAGAAAAUACUUCUAAACGUCAAAAGAUAGAAACAAUGAAUUUCCAAUCUGUAUCAAAUACUUUACUUGAAACUGAUUUACUUCAACAAGUCCGAAGACGUACCUUUUCUCAUUGGCCACAUCGUACUGUUCCAUCAAGUGCACAAAUGAUUGAAGCUGGAUUUUUUAACUGUAAUGUUGAUGAUCGAGUAAUAUGCAUCUAUUGUAAUCUUAUUUGUCAACAAUGGAUACCACAUACAGAUGAUCCAUGUGAAUUACAUAAAACGCUAUCACCUAAUUGUAUAUAUGUCAAAACAAGAUUGAUGCAUCCUAUAGCUUCAUCAAUAAUUAUUGUCAACGAAAGUACACCGACAACAACUACAGGCAUUCCUUCAUCGAUAUCAACUAAUCUCAGCUCAUUACGAUCUAGUGAUAUUGUAUAUAGAGCAUCGUGUAAUCCUGCUUAUUCUGAAAUACCAAAACGACAUGCAUCAUUCGCUACUUGGCCAAAUGAAGAUUUACCAUCGGUAGAUCAUUUGGUUCGAGCAGGAUUUUUCUUUACAGGUAAAGAAACCAUUGUUACUUGUUUUUAUUGUAAUGGAUCAUUACAAAAUUGGGGUUCAAAUGAUAAUCCAAUGAUUGAACAUGCUCGUUGGUUUCCAUAUUGUGCAUAUGCUAGACAAUUAUGUGGUGAAGAAUUAUAUCAUAAAAUUCAAGAAUCUAAACGAAUACAACAAGAACGUGCUAGAGCUACCGAAUUAAGAGAAAAACCAGGCUCAAAUAAUCUAGUAAAUACUAAUGUAACAGCAAAUAGUAGACGAUUAUUAAUAUCUGAUGAAAGUACUUUAUCCAGACUCGUUGCUGCACGAUUAGACUUAUCCAUAUCACAACGUUUAUUGAAUCAAAAUUUUAAAUUAUCUAUCAUUAAACGAUGUUGGGAAGAUCAAUUACGAGUAAAACAUGAUGAUUUUGUAUCCGACUGUGAUUUGUAUGCUGCUUGUUUAAUUCUUCAAAAACAAAUCGAACAUAUUGAUGGCAAAAAAGAAAUAUUAUUAUACCAAGUAUAA
Rotaria sordida is the source of this 1188-nucleotide messenger RNA. The record is from the annotation of a GenBank genome assembly. Lineage: Eukaryota; Metazoa; Rotifera; Eurotatoria; Philodinida; Philodinidae.